Eremothecium sinecaudum is the source of this 1026-nucleotide messenger RNA. RefSeq names its product Sps4p (gene SPS4). The record is from RefSeq and is a predicted model, not a curated record. The transcript has a single exon. The coding region runs from base 1 to 1026 and encodes 341 amino acids. Lineage: Eukaryota; Fungi; Ascomycota; Saccharomycetes; Saccharomycetales; Saccharomycetaceae.
AUGUCUAAAAUAUUCCACAAGAAAGAACGUCGUGAAGAAGAAGCUGCCCCCCAGGUAGAGGAGAUUCCCUCUGUUCAAAAUGAGGCCCAAAUACCUGCUGACAACAAAUGCAGAACGAUGACACACAUCAAUUCAUAUCCAUUGGUGCAACAAACGAAGCACAUUUUGCGCCGUUUUCCUCCUACAAGAGUCGUAUUAUCGAAUACAAAGCCUAUCAUUAUUGGAGCCGUUACUUCUAAACCAAUGACACUAGUGAGGCCUGUAACAGGCAUUGCAGACCGUGUCUUUGACAAGACGUUAUCUGUUACGGAAAUGAUUGUCCCAUCCAUGAAGACGAAGACAUAUCAGAGACUAGGUGAAGAGAUUAUGCUACCAUACACAAUCACAAAGACUGUGGCCCAGAAGACAACAUCCACAGCCAAGUAUGCGCUGCGCACGUACUUCUUCGAACCAACCCAUGAACAAGUUUUAAAGUUCAGAAAGUACUAUAAUGAAAAAAUCAUUGAUACACAUGGAAAGCCACUCAUUAGAGGUACGUUAGACUGUAUUGUAGGACCGGUGAACAGACGCUACGAAAGUCUUAUCAUAAAAGUGCUACCAGAGGGUAAACCAGUGCCUACCACUGGUUUCACUAAUGAGUGUGACCGGAACUUGGCCUUGACAUGCAACAUGAUCGGACGUCUGGGACCUGCCGCUGUCAAGAAAACAUCUGCUAUCCUUUUCAGCCCAUGUAACUACGUUAAGCACGUCAACGACGUCUUUAACGACAACUUGGACCGACUGGAGAAUUUGCAAUGGGCAAACUCAUGGAAAGCUGCUAAGAAUGCAAUUGCAGAGUUGAAUGGUGAGACUCUUGAACAUGUCAAGAAUUUCAUCCCAGGAAACCGCACCAAGCCAGCUAAUGGCAACGGCAACAACCCCCCAUCGGGAGAUACUGAUAUGGUAACCGCAACUGUCGUAGAUCCCGAUAAAGAUGCCGCGGAAAAGGCCAGUGAGGCCCAGAAAUCCGUACCCAGUACCGAAUAG